Molecule: messenger RNA, 1524 nt
Organism: Lytechinus variegatus (green sea urchin)
Lineage: Eukaryota; Metazoa; Echinodermata; Echinoidea; Temnopleuroida; Toxopneustidae
Product: probable deoxyuridine 5'-triphosphate nucleotidohydrolase
Exons: 5
Coding region: 85-705 (206 amino acids)
Biological process (GO): dUTP catabolic process; dUMP biosynthetic process
Molecular function (GO): magnesium ion binding; dUTP diphosphatase activity
Source: RefSeq, a predicted model, not a curated record
CGCUUGGUUGAAAUCGUUGACAAUUAUAGCCGAUUCGACGACUCGACUGCAAACAAAAAAUUAAGAGCCAACGUACGUGGGUGUAUGGUGUAUACGGGUACACUGGAGCGAAAGUUUGCUAUGCUAAGAAUUACAACGUCCAUAUUCAGACGACACAGCUUACUUUCACACCUUUCUGUUUGUAAUUCUUUUUGUGAUAUGUCUCCUGGUGUUGAGUCACCUGCUAAGAAGCAGAAAAUGGAGGUAGAUAGUGCUGAGGACCCCAUGCCAAUGGACGUUUCUGUUUUGCGAUUCAAGAGAGUAUCUCCAGAUGCAAUCGCUCCCGUUCGAGGUUCCGAGCAUGCUGCUGGUUUCGAUCUGUAUAGUUGUGAGAGUAAGGUUGUAAAAGCCAAGGAUAAAGCUUUAAUUCCAACUGGUCUCCAAAUUGCUCUGCCUGAAGGCUGCUAUGGAAGGAUUGCUCCAAGAUCAGGAUUGGCAUCAAAGCAUUUCAUUGAUGUUGGAGCUGGUGUAAUUGACAGAGACUACAGAGGGGAUGUCUAUGUACUUCUAUUCAAUUUCUCCAAUGCUGACUUUGAAGUGAAGAAAGGAGUAAGGAUAGCACAGUUGAUUUGUGAGCGUAUUCUCAUGCCGACAUUAGUUGAAACGCAAACAUUAGAUGAGACUUCACGAGGAGAAGGGGGCUUUGGAUCUACAGGGACAAAGUAACUAGUAGGAAAUCUAGAAUGCGGUCUGUAACAUUGGACAGUGCUGUACAAGUAGAAUUUUACAAGCUUUUCCCAUUUUUUUUUUUGGGGGGGGGCUACUGAUUUCACAUAAUGUUGAAUCAUGCUAUGGGUACUUCUUUUUUACCAGAAAACUUGCAGUCCUGAUAUUAGGGGCAAGCAACCUAUGAAAUAAUAGCUUACCUAUAGUGUGUCCAAGAAAAAACAAACAAACCUGGGAUUCCCAUGUUUUUUUUUUCUUCAAAGGCAAAUGAAUUAUGGUAUUUCAUUUACAUCAGCAUACAAUUCAAUUAUUCCUCUAUAUUUUGAUAGCUGAUAUGAGACAAACUCUUUACACAUCAAUGAACAACAAGAGUUUGUAAUUUUAAUGUCAAAUCAGGUUGCGCAGAGCAGAAAAAUUGGACUAGAUUUGUUUAACGAUGCGAUGAUUGUUUAACGAUGCGAUGACUGUUUAUUCAACCGUUGGCUCAUUAGCAUUUCUUUUAUAGUUUCAGUCACUCAUCUCUAUAAUGAGAAUGAUUUUAGAUUCAAGUGCAAGUUUCUGCACAAAUUGUCUUUGAUAUGCCUCAAUAUUCAUAUUGAAGAGAUUCCACUCUUGAAGUGUCAAAUUUAUAGUAAAAAAACUUCUAAAUUGAUGUUCUAAGAUCAUGAAAUCUGAAAUAUGCAGAAAACACAGCCCAAUUCAGUUAAGUAAUUCCAUACAUUGUAGAUAGUUUAGAUUUGUAUUGACAACAAUUUAUCAAACUGAGGGAAAAAAAAUUGUUCGAUAUGUAUAAAGCAAAGAAAAUUUCUUUGUCCAUUU